AUGCUGUCUCACGCCGACCUCCUGGACGCCAGGCUAGGUAUGAAAGAUGCAGCCGAGCUGCUGGGCCACCGGGAGGCGGUGAAGUGUAGGCUGGGCGUGGGGGGCUCAGACCCCGGGGGCCAUCCAGGGGACCUGGCACCAAACUCGGACCCAGUCGAGGGAGCCACGCUGCUGCCCGGAGAGGACAUCACCACCGUGGGCUCCACACCGGCUUCGCUGGCGGUGAGCGCCAAAGACCCGGACAAGCAGCCCGGUCCCCAGGGCGGCCCGAACCCCAGCCAAGCCGGCCAGCAGCAGGGCCAACAGAAGCAGAAGCGCCACCGGACGCGCUUCACCCCAGCACAGCUCAACGAGUUGGAGAGGAGCUUCGCCAAGACCCACUACCCCGACAUCUUCAUGCGCGAGGAGCUGGCGCUGCGCAUCGGGCUGACCGAGUCCCGAGUGCAGGUCUGGUUCCAGAACCGGCGCGCCAAGUGGAAGAAACGCAAGAAGACCACCAACGUGUUCCGCGCGCCCGGCACGCUGCUGCCCACGCCAGGCCUGCCUCAGUUUCCCUCCGCCGCGGCCGCCGCGGCCGCCGCCAUGGGCGACAGCCUGUGCUCCUUCCACGCCAACGACACCCGCUGGGCGGCGGCCGCCAUGCCGGGCGUGUCGCAGCUGCCGCUGCCGCCGGCGCUGGGCAGGCAGCAGGCCAUGGCGCAGUCGCUGUCGCAGUGCAGCCUGGCGGCCGGGCCGCCGCCCAACUCCAUGGGGCUGUCCAACAGCCUGGCGGGCUCCAACGGCGCCGGGCUGCAGUCGCACCUCUACCAGCCCGCCUUCCCGGGCAUGGUGCCCGCCUCCCUCCCCGGCCCCAGCAACGUGUCGGGGUCGCCCCAGCUCUGCAGCUCCCCGGACAGCAGCGACGUGUGGCGGGGCACGAGCAUCGCCUCUCUCCGCCGCAAGGCGCUAGAGCACACAGUCUCCAUGAGCUUCACCUAA
Chinchilla lanigera (long-tailed chinchilla) is the source of this 978-nucleotide messenger RNA. RefSeq names its product orthopedia homeobox (gene Otp). The transcript has 3 exons. Lineage: Eukaryota; Metazoa; Chordata; Mammalia; Rodentia; Chinchillidae. The record is from RefSeq and is a predicted model, not a curated record. Bases 1 to 978 code for a protein of 325 amino acids. Gene Ontology annotation, molecular function: DNA-binding transcription factor activity, RNA polymerase II-specific; DNA binding. Gene Ontology annotation, biological process: regulation of DNA-templated transcription; neuron differentiation.